Molecule: messenger RNA, 1509 nt
Organism: Fusarium sp. VM40
Lineage: Eukaryota; Fungi; Ascomycota; Sordariomycetes; Hypocreales; Nectriaceae
Source: the annotation of a GenBank genome assembly
AUGCUGUCCACUUCGGUUCCCAACAACUGCACCUUUUCGCCGGCAUCGGCCACUCCCCAUCUGACAAUCAACCAUGAUGUGGCCGCCGACCUCGACUCGACCAACGCUUUCGAAGGUCCUGAGAAGCUCCUCGAGGUUUGGUUCGCCCCUAGUCCGACGACUCUUCCUCCUUCCGCUCCUGUCAAUGGCCUCAAGGCUGUUCCCGCUGAUACUUGGGUUCCCAUGCUUGAUAUGGUCAACUGCAAGGUCUUGUCUGUUCUUGAGUCUGACAACAUGGAUGCUUACCUUCUCUCCGAGUCGAGCAUGUUUGUCUUUCCUCACAAGAUCAUCCUGAAGACCUGCGGCACCACCACUCUUCUCCUUGGUCUUCAGCGCAUGCUUCACAUUGCUGCCAAGCACGGAUUCCCCUACCACAAUGCCAAUUCGGCCGACGACAUCCAGGCCGCUGCGACCCCGUACCGCGUCUUUUACAGCCGCAAGAACUUUCUCUUCCCCGAGAAGCAGCAGGGUCCCCACCGUAGCUGGAAGCAGGAGGUCAAAUAUCUCGAUGACAUGUUCGACGGAGGAAGUGCCUAUAUGGUGGGCAAGAUGAACGGUGAUCACUGGUAUUUGUACCUCACUUCACCCAACCAGCAGGCUCUCACGCCUCCUCGUACUCCCGAGUCUGAGUUGGAGAUUGAAGGUGCCAAGAUCCCUGUUGGGACCUCGUUCAAUACUGUUCCCGGCAGUUACCACGACGAGACCCUCGAGAUCCUCAUGACGGACCUUGAUUCUGAAAACGCCAAGCAGUUUUAUCUGUCGCACGCGAGUGCGGUCGCCAGCGACAAGAUGGCUGCAGAGGCAAAGGAAGCCCGUAAGGAAGCCAUCAACAGCCUCGGAGGGCUUUCCGAGGAUAUCGACGAAGUGGACGUCUUUUGCAACGAGGAUCCCGACAGCAACAUGCUCGACUCUGUCGAAGCUCUCACCACCGAGGGCCAUGCUUUGGGAACUGUUGUCUCGGAGAGUUGCGGCCUCUCCAGCGUCUACCCGACCUCCAAGUACCCCGACGCACGUGUCGAUGCUUAUCUCUUCAGUCCUUGUGGCUUUUCUGCCAACGGAGUUGUUCCUCCUCCGUCCGGCGGCAAGGGAGAGCAUUACUUCACCGUCCACGUCACACCCGAGCCUCACUGCUCUUUCGCUUCAUUCGAGACCAACGUCCCUGGUGGCCAGAGCGGCCGUACCACGACCGAGAUCAUCGAACAUGUGGUCGAGAUCUUCAAGCCCGGCCGUUUCAGCGUGACUCUCUUCGAAGCAAAGGCAGCAGCUCACAACCCAUACUGCAUGGGAGAUGACGAGUCCAACAACUGGGCUGCCAAGCGUCUGGUUGAUCCUGUGCGAGGAUACCGACGUGUUGAUCGUAUUGUCCACGAUUUCGAGGACUACGAUCUUGUCUUUCGUUUCUAUGAACGUGAGGGAUGGGCUGGAACCAAGAGUGCCCGUGUUGGAGAGCCUAUUAGUCCUACCAAGUGA